This is a messenger RNA of Emericellopsis atlantica, 1958 nucleotides long. RefSeq names its product transcription factor Tfb2-domain-containing protein. Gene Ontology annotation, cellular component: transcription factor TFIIH core complex; transcription factor TFIIH holo complex. The transcript is spliced from 3 exons. Gene Ontology annotation, molecular function: double-stranded DNA binding; ATPase activator activity. The record is from RefSeq and is a predicted model, not a curated record. Lineage: Eukaryota; Fungi; Ascomycota; Sordariomycetes; Hypocreales; Bionectriaceae. Bases 320 to 1786 code for a protein of 488 amino acids. Gene Ontology annotation, biological process: nucleotide-excision repair.
UACGUUUCUAUUGGUAACAUUUACAAUGUAUGAGUAGUGAAUUACGCUCAACAUCUUGAGUACUCCCAGUCGCGACGCCGACAUGUCCAAGGUACCCGGUACCAGGUGUGGUGCGAGACAUGACGUCCUUAUCGCGCUGUCGAUAAGAGUUCGAUAAGCCGUGAACUUCUGACGGCUCGUGCACCUUGAACUUCACGCCAUGUCAAACAUCGUCACCACUCCGUUCAUAUCCCACCAGGCGCAUUUCUCCCGCCGUACUCAGACCAUGCCAUAGCACCACCUCAAGGCCUGACUGACAUACGAAUCAUCAGCCGCCACCAUGUCAGUCAGCACGGCACCCUCGCUCCAGCUCACGGAUUACCUGGAGAAGCUUCCAGGUACGACCUUUCGGAAGCUCUACCAGCAGCCCUCGACGGCGUUUGCCAUCUUUCGGCGCAUGCUGCCCCAACUCGCCAAAACAUUUGUUAUGCGCAUGCUCUUCAUGCCCAAGCCGAUGCUCCUCCAUGAUCUCGAGCUCUGGGUGCGACCCGAUGCGAAAAGGCAAAAAGAUCAGGCACUCUCGAUACUGCAGGCAUUCCACAUUGUCCACAUCACCGCGCCGUCCCGCGACAGACCGCAGGAGAUGCAGCUCUCCCCCAACUUCAAAACUUCGAUGCGCCUCGCGCUCACCGGCGGGGGCACACACCAAUCGUUUGGUGUUCCGUCCAAUUUGACCGUCCCGACCGAAAUCGACAUCAACUUCCUCGAUCGAUACGCGAAGAAGAAGUGGGAGGACAUUUUGCACUUUGUGGUCUCUUCCGUGGGCUACAAGUCCAGCGCAGAGGCCAAUGGCCCGAACAAGAGCGUGAAGGAACUCAUCAUCUCAGGGCGGCUCGUCGAUCGACGUCCAGGAGGCGGCAUCGGCAUCACGCAAGCAGGCUUCACAUUCCUACUUCAGGAAGCCAACGCACAGGUCUGGACGUUGCUUCUACUGUGGCUUGAGGCAAUGGACAACAACCGCGAAGCCGGCUUGGAGGCGGUCGACAUGCUGUCCUUUCUAUUUGUCCUGGCCAGCAUGGAACUUGGUCGAGCGUACGAUACAAACGCCCUGACGGAACAGAGGCGGAAUAUGCUCCCGUCCUUAGUCGACUUUGGCCUUGUGCAUGUCCCGCAUCAUAAGAGAUCCAUGUUCUUCCCGACCAGGCUGGCGACGACGCUCACAUCCGGCUCCAGCUCGAGCCUGCGCUCCAUCUCCGAGGGCGUGACGGCCGCGACAACAGCAGUCCAGACGUCCGGCGGGCCCCUAGGCUCGACCGAAAAGGGCAGCGUCGUCGUCGAGACGAACUACCGCGUCUACGCCUACACCCACUCCACGCUGCAGAUUGCUGUCCUCGCCCUGUUCUGCAAACUCACCUCCCGCUUUCCGGACAUGGUGGCCGGUCGCCUGACACGCGCCUCGAUCCGGCAAGCCAUCAAUUUCGGCAUCACGGCCGAUCAGAUCAUUGCGUACCUCGCGGCCCACGCGCACGAGCAGAUGCACCGCACCGCGCUGCAGACCGCCAAACCCGUCCUGCCCCCGACCGUUGUUGACCAGAUUCGCCUCUGGCAGCUGGAGAAUGAGCGCAUGAAGACGACCGUGGGCUUCCUGUUCAAGGAGUUUGAGGAUCACAAGGAGUACCUCGCGAUCGCCGGGUUCGCCGAGGAGAUUGGCGUGCUCGUAUGGCGGAGCGACAAGACGGGCAUGUUCUUUGCGAGCAAGCACGAGCAGAUCAGGGACUAUCUGCGGAUACGCAAAAAGGCAGAAUGAGGAAAGACUUGGGUUCUUCGGGCCAGGCGUUUUUGUUUUUGGUUACCAUCGGCUUCAUGUCACUCGAGAGUGUGGGCGUGCACUUGGAUUGUACAGGCGUUUUACAUUGAUUAUGGACUCGCGAGAGUACGAGGCUAGAAGGAAAAAAAGGUACCAAAAUUUCCGAAUAACG